AUGGACAACGAAGCAUCGUCUUCAGAAGAAAAGUACAAAGUUAUUGAAUACAAUGAGCAAAUCUUUCGCAUUCCUGUUCGACGCAUCAACCAGUCGCUGUUUCUUUUCCUAAGUGAUGUGCAAGCCAUCGUACCAGCAGCGACAGCCUUGACAUCGACGGAUAAAUUGAUUCCAUUCGAAACGGAUCCGACUACACAUGAAGAACUGGUACCCAAACGAGUCGCUGUAUCCGAAUUCGACAGUGCAUGGCAAGUCCAUGUACCCGAGGCGGCCGAGAGUCGACGCACGUUACAAGCCAUGGAUGGCAAACUGGAUCGGUUAUCACGGCAGCUGCGGCGGCUCUUGAUUCCUAAUCACCACGGUGAUAAUAAUCAAGACGAUGAUAAUAGUCUUGACGAUUCUGACAAUAGUGGAUCUCAUCCUGACGAUCAAGUGCCAAUAGCAGCACCACCGUUACCUCUUGACCAUGACCAGCAACAACAACAACAACACCAACGCCAUGACUCACCAGAACAACCACUAUCCAUUCGUCACCACCACCAACAACAACAGCACUCAUCGCAACAACCACAACAACAGCAACAGCAACCACAAGAACACGCAAGACCCGACAGUCCACCACCUGCUUUUACCACCUCGCCAUUACCGACACGCCGUGGCGAAGGCGACGCACCGCCUUCUUACGAGACAUCGAUUUUGGGCAAUAUCAAAGCCUUGACGGAUCAAUUGCGACUGUACGAAUCGCAUAUUGCCAACAGACACAAGUCACCACGAUGGUUAUCGAGACGACAGGACUGGAUCGAUCGUGAGCCGAUCAGUAUCGAACAAGUGGCGUAUCAGCUUGUGCAGCUAGAGAUGGCGUUGUUGUGGACGGCCGUGUCCGAGAGUUGGAUCCAGGAACGAGAGACGUGGCUGACCUUGGUGGCAAGUGCAAGGACCGAACGGCAUUUGGCUGGAGCCAUGUUGAAUCUGGAAAGGCAUACCCUGGUGAUGGAUGAUGUUUGGGUCAGUCAUGUCAGAGAAAGUUGGACAAAUGAAUUGUUGGAGAUAAUUGUAUUACCGUUAACGCAUGGUUAA
Molecule: messenger RNA, 1077 nt
Organism: Zychaea mexicana
Lineage: Eukaryota; Fungi; Mucoromycota; Mucoromycetes; Mucorales; Lichtheimiaceae
Exons: 1
Coding region: 1-1077 (358 amino acids)
Source: RefSeq, a predicted model, not a curated record